GCGCGUUCUGCGGAGGGACGGAGCGGGUGAUCGCGCGCCUGUCCUCCGUCCCCGCCUCACUCUUGCCCCUCCUUUUCGGUCCCUUCUCGGCCCCUCUCCCCCUCCCUCCCUCUCCCCCCCCACUUUCCUCUUAGCUGCCUCCUCCUGCCGAGCCGGGCUCGCGCACGAUCACACCGUCAGCAUCCUCUCUUGCAAGAGCAUCUUUCCCCCCUUCCCGUGACAGCGAAUCUUCUACUCCGCCAGCGCCUGCCUGCCUUCCCGCAGCUUUUCCUUCUCUUCUCCCCCCUUCCACCCACCGUAGAUGGAGUUGCCUGCCAGCCAGUGCAAAAAAGUCAAGCUGAGCAACAAAGUGCAGAACUGGGGGAUGCAGAGAGCUACCAAUGUCACCUAUCAAGCUCACCAUGUCAGUCGGAAUAAGAGGGGGCAGGUGGUAGGGACCAGAAGUGGUUUUCGGGGCUGCACAGUCUGGUUAACAGGACUGUCUGGAGCUGGGAAAACCACAGUUAGCAUGGCAUUGGAAGAGUAUCUGGUGUGUCAUGGCAUCCCAUGCUAUACCUUGGAUGGUGACAACAUCAGGCAAGGCCUCAAUAAGAACUUGGGUUUCUCCCCGGAAGACAGGGAGGAAAACGUCCGCCGGAUUGCUGAGGUUGCCAAGCUGUUUGCAGAUGCUGGCCUAGUGUGCAUCACUAGCUUUAUUUCUCCUUAUACCCAGGAUCGUAAUAAUGCCCGGCAAAUUCAUGAAGCAUCAAGUCUGCCUUUUUUUGAAGUAUUUGUUGAUGCUCCACUGCAUGUUUGUGAGCAGAGAGAUGUGAAAGGCCUUUACAAAAAGGCUCGUGCCGGAGAAAUUAAAGGUUUUACUGGCAUUGACUCAGAGUAUGAAAAGCCUGAAGCCCCUGAGCUGGUACUGAAAACAGAUUCCUGUGAUGUCAACGACUGCAUUCAGCAAGUUGUGGAACUUCUGCAAGAGAGGGACAUUGUGCCAGUGGAUGCCUCGUAUGAGGUUAAAGAACUGUAUGUUCCUGAAAACAAGCUUAAAUUGGCCAAAACGGAUGCUGAAACUUUGCCAGCCCUGGAAAUAAAUAAGGUGGACAUGCAGUGGGUGCAAGUUCUGGCAGAGGGCUGGGCAACGCCACUUAAUGGCUUUAUGAGAGAGAGAGAAUAUUUGCAGUGCCUUCAUUUUGACUGUCUGCUUGAUGGGGGAGUUAUUAAUCUCUCAGUGCCUAUAGUGUUGACAGCUACAAAAGAAGACAAAGAGAGACUAGAUGGCUGCACAGCUUUUGCUCUCAUGUAUGAAGGUCGGCGUGUGGCUAUUCUCCGAAAUCCAGAAUUUUACGAGCAUCGCAAAGAAGAGCGUUGUGCCAGACAGUGGGGGACAACGUGCAAGGAACAUCCCUACAUCAAGAUGGUCAUGGAACAAGGCGACUGGCUUGUGGGUGGUGAUCUGCAAGUGCUUGAUCGAAUUUACUGGAACGACGGCCUUGAUCAGUACCGCCUCGCUGAACUCAAGCAGAAGUUCAAAGACAUGAAUGCUGAUGCUGUCUUCGCCUUCCAGUUGCGCAACCCUGUGCACAAUGGGCAUGCCCUGCUAAUGCAGGAUACUCAUAAGCAGCUGCUGGGACGGGGCUACAGGAGGCCAGUUCUGCUCUUGCAUCCACUGGGUGGUUGGACAAAGGACGAUGAUGUUCCUCUGAUGUGGCGGAUGAAGCAACAUGCGGCUGUGUUGGAGGAAGGAAUAUUGAAUCCAGAAACCACUGUGGUGGCCAUAUUUCCCUCUCCUAUGAUGUAUGCUGGGCCAACCGAGGUUCAGUGGCAUUGUAGGUCACGAAUGGUAGCUGGAGCAAACUUCUACAUUGUGGGCCGAGAUCCUGCCGGCAUGCCGCAUCCCGAGACUGGAAAAGAUCUCUAUGAUCCAACCCAUGGUGCCAAAGUGCUGACUAUGGCGCCAGGCCUGAUAACGUUGGAAAUUGUACCCUUUAGAGUGGCAGCUUAUAACAAGAAAAAGAAAUGCAUGGAUUACUAUGACUCGGAACACCAUGAAGAUUUUGAAUUUAUUUCGGGAACCCGCAUGCGCAAACUGGCUAGAGAAGGGCAAAAUCCUCCAGAAGGUUUCAUGGCUCCUAAAGCAUGGACUGUACUGACAGAGUAUUACAAAUCCUUGGAAAAAGCUUUGGCUGCUUAUUAAUUGCAGAUCAACCUUUGACAGUUGAUUUAUUAGCAAGGGGGACCACACAGACACCGUUUGCACUGCUUUGUAGUGUCGGUCAGGAAGCUCUUUCCUAGAAACAAAUCUUUUCUCUUUAACCUCAUUUUUUGCUUGUCUUAUGGAUUCUAUUACAUAUUGGCACCUAAUAAAUUGCUGGUUUUAAUAUCUUCUCUUUUUAUUACAGUUAAUACUCUUGCAGUAAGAUUUUAAAAUCCUGUCUUCUUUAUAUUUUUAGACCCCUCCCUGC
Messenger RNA from Gekko japonicus, 2450 nucleotides. RefSeq names its product 3'-phosphoadenosine 5'-phosphosulfate synthase 1 (gene PAPSS1). The transcript is spliced from 12 exons. Gene Ontology annotation, molecular function: adenylylsulfate kinase activity; sulfate adenylyltransferase (ATP) activity; ATP binding. Gene Ontology annotation, biological process: 3'-phosphoadenosine 5'-phosphosulfate biosynthetic process; sulfate assimilation. The record is from RefSeq and is a predicted model, not a curated record. Lineage: Eukaryota; Metazoa; Chordata; Lepidosauria; Squamata; Gekkonidae. The coding region runs from base 302 to 2182 and encodes 626 amino acids.